Molecule: messenger RNA, 1527 nt
Organism: Acanthaster planci (crown-of-thorns starfish)
Lineage: Eukaryota; Metazoa; Echinodermata; Asteroidea; Valvatida; Acanthasteridae
Gene: rnaseh2b
Product: ribonuclease H2 subunit B
Biological process (GO): RNA catabolic process
Cellular component (GO): ribonuclease H2 complex; nucleoplasm
Source: RefSeq, a predicted model, not a curated record
AUAGGCCUAAACACGUACACAUGCACGACAUUGAUAUAUACGCUAUGCGUGUUGUUACUAGGUAGGUUGUGCUGCAUGCUAUUUGAUAAUGCGAUUAAGAGACAGAGGAAAAGUAAUGCCGAAAAGGGAGGACAGCAGCCAGAAGAUGACAAAACACACCAAAAAGGAUCAAAGCCAGUGGGUUUUCCUUGCUCCGGAGAGCGUCGUGAGUGAUAGCAACAGUGAAGAACAAGAUGUGGCAUUUGUCAAACUGAAACAUCCAAAAACAGACAAAGCAGCCAUGUUCCUGUUCAGCAGCGACGACAGCACAGUGCAUGAGCUCCAGUCCUUCAAGGAGAAGCACAGAUCCUGGUUCAUCAACGACACCGUCCAAGAAGAUGGAUCUCUCAUGAUGGCCACUGUAAUAGAUCCUCUGUUUCUCAUCCUGCCAUACCUUGAGAAGGCAGACAGCAGAGGGAAGUACAUGACGCUGGACCAGAUCUUGGAUGAUGUAGAUUACCCACAAUGCCACAGACUAGUCAGGUGCUCAGGGGUGUCCGACCUGCACUGCAUAUCCAGUGUCAGAGGUGCCUCAGAUGUGCAAGCGUACCGUUUCGACCGCGACAAGACUCUAGACUGGUUGAAAGCCAAGACGGAGAGGUUAGCAGGGAAACUGGAGGAGAAGGAAGUCCAUGUGACAUCAGGAGCACACGCUGCCACAUUUGUCAGGAGCAGUAAAGGCAACAAUGCCACCAAAGAGGACUACCUCAGGUAUGCAGCCAGCAUGAUCUCUGACUACGUCACAUCCGACCUCAGUAAACAGCUAUUCGGUCAUUUGGGAAUUAAAGAAGUCACAGACAAGAAGACGGCUGAGCCGGACACGCCUUCAUCAGAACCUCCUGCCAAGAAAGCGAGGUUGUCUACCGCAAAUGGGGAACCAGAGGAAGAUUACAGCAAGAACUUUAAUGGCAAUGCAACGACUUCUGAGAAGUCAAAGCCCAAGCUGACAGCGGCACAGAAAGCUCUCAGCAAAGUCGACAAGUCGGGUAUGAGAGACAUCGCCAGCUUCUUCGGGAAACCCAAGAAGUCAAACUCAACAAAAUAACUCCAAAUUUAUAAGUAAUAAUACAAAAUAAACAGACUGUGCCCUGUGGAUGCUCUGUGGAUAAAUUUCGUGCUAUCUGUGACCGCCCUUCCCAUGGCAAAUACGGUGCAUUUUUCAGUUUUUAUACCAAAAAACAGAGAGAUUGGGCAUUUUUCAAGACUGGUUUUUACUUCUCUCAAUCUGAUUUUCUCAAUGGACAGUUUUGAUCUGAAGAUUAGAUUGUGCUGUGGUUGGCCUGUGUAUGCUCGUCCACAAUCAUGGAUACACAGUUUGAUCCAUGUAUAGACACCAAUGUGAAUGAUACAGAGCUUCUGAUGUCUUCCUUGAAUAUCAAGUUCAUAUUAAAACAUCAGUACUCUUUAUUCUUAGUUGAGAAUUAGCUCGCUAAUUGAUUUGUGUAUAGUCUCAAUGUAUCAAUAAAGGAUUGUUGCUAUGGGAAGAUG